AGUUGAUAAUUGUUUCACCUCUAGCAUCGUAUGCAAAAUAAAAAUAUAAUGGGAAUAAAUUAAUAGAAAACCUCCCGUGAAAUGCGAUCAUCUAGCCAUUGAUCCUAGAUCUUGCAUUUCGUAAACAGUGAGUGAGUCGCGUGGAAGGCAAAGGUCGUGGAGCCCCGAGCACUGAAUUGUGUAGGAAUUGUCGUCCUGUUUAUCCACUGCAAUGAUGCCCUAUAAUGUGCGAAAUGCCGGCGGCGGAAGCGUUGGCGGAAUACUUCGGCGUACAGGCCAAGGAACCGGACCCACGGCCAUAAGUAAUGGAAGCAGUACUGGAGGCUCGGGAGUCGGUGGUGGGACCUCCACAAACGUGGAAAACCACCGACAAACACCAUUGGAACUGCUUGUUUUUGGUUACGCCUGCAAGAUUUUUCGAGAUGACGAAAAGGCACGGGAAAUGGACCACGGCAAGCAGCUAAUUCCCUGGAUGGGCGAUGUAAAUCUCAAAAUAGACAGAUACGACGUACGCGGUGCCCUCUGCGAACUUGCUCCUCAUGAGGUGCCGCCGGGCGGAUAUGGCAACAGAUUGGAGUACUUAAGCGCCGAGGAACAGCGUGCCGAGCAACUUUGCGAGGAGGAGCGUUACCUGUUCCUUUACAACAAUGAAGAGGAGCUGCGACUGCGACAAGAGGAGGACCUUAAGCGGCUGCAGCAGGAAACCUCCGGUGGCAGCUACAGUCAGGUGGGCUUCCAGUACGAUGGACAGUCGGCAGCCUCGGCUUCGUUCACCGGAUCUUCCACGGCGCCCUCACAGCUGUCGCCGGCUUCCGAAGAAAGCGAGUUGCCUUUCGUCCUGCCCUACACCCUUAUGAUGGUACCUCCAUUGGGCAUGCAGCUGCCGGAAACGAUGAAACAGCACGCCAUUAUCGAGAAGACUGCUCGCUUCAUCGCCACCCAGGGCGCCCAGAUGGAGAUCCUGAUUAAGGCGAAGCAGGCGAAUAACACGCAGUUCGACUUUCUUACGCAAGGUGGUUACUUGCAGCCGUACUACCGUCACCUUUUGGCCGCAAUAAAGGCUUCGAAGUUUGCGCCCGCUCCGGAAACUCCGUUGGAUCAGAAGGAUCCCGACCAGGAGUCGCAAUCAACAGACUCACACAGUGAGGACGGCGCGGGUGGAAAGAGGAACACAAACCAAGUGGUCAUCACGGUGCCCACUAUCAAGUACAAACCCUCAGCCAACUGCGCCUACACCCAGUUAAUCAGCAAGAUCAAGGGUGUGCCCCUGCAAGCGGUCUUGCUGGAGGAUGAGUCUAGUAACCCAGGAAAUUCCCAACACUCGGGGGGAACGAAUUCGCCCACGCCCAGCUGCCGAUCAGACGGACACAACAGUCAGGGAGGGGAAUUCACGCCUGUCCUGCUCCAGUACAAUGGAAGUACCUUCACCCACGAAGAGGAAACAACUGUUCAGGAACAGCAGGAUGAGAACGAGGCCGAUAAUGCCGAGCCGCCCCAAGUGGAGCUGCUUAAGAAUACAAGUGCUUUGGCCCUGGCCCAAAACUACAGUUCUGAAAGUGAGGAGGAGGAUGAAGUUCAUCCAGAAAAGAAGCCAGAUAUAAAACCUGAACCCGUGCUGAAGUUCCCCGUUCCAGAGGAGAGCCUACGGCACAUAAUUGACAAGACGGCCACGUACGUGAUCAAGAACGGGCGCCAGUUUGAGGAGACUCUGCGAACGAAGAGCGUGGAGCGGUUUAGUUUCUUGCUGCCGGCCAACGAAUUUUAUGCGUACUACUUGUACAAAGUGACAGGCGAUGUCGAUGCGGCUUCAAAAGAGGAAAAGACACGGAAAGCGGCGGCCGUAGCUGCCGCCUUGAUGUCGAAGAAGGGCCUCAGUUUUGGCGGAGCGGCAGCUGCUGUGGCUGGGAACAAUUUGGAUAAGACAACUGUAAGUUUCUCUAUUCGCGCUCGGGAUGAGCAUGUUCCUUUACAACCCACUCUUCUGCAGGAGGCCAGCGACGAGGAGGCCAGUUUGACUGCCGGCGCAGAGCAAGUACGUCCCGGCAUGCCAGAUAGUGUGCAGCGGGCGAUCAAGCAGGUGGAGACCCAGUUGUUGGCGAGGACCGCCGGUCAAAAGGCAGGAGGCAAUAGCUCCGCGGCUUCUUUCGCUUCGCCACAUAAGGAGCAGCGUCAAGCUGAAGAGCGAGUAAAGGACAAGCUGGCGCAGAUUGCCCGCGAGAAGCUGAACGGAAUGAUUUCCCGUGAAAAACAGUUGCAGCUGGAGCGGAAGCGCAAGGCCAUGGCCUUUCUAAAUCAAAUAAAAGGUGAAGGUGCCACUGUGUCAUCCACGGUACCCGGUGCUGUUGUGAAUGCUUCAGAGCCUCCAACAAGGGCUUCCCGAUCCACUGCCGCCGAUAGUGACGAAGAUUCUAAUGAAUCGGUCCGUUCUAUACCCAUCACUUACUUUGGACCGGACGAUGAUGACGAAGUGGGAGAUCAGAAGCCCGAGGUGAGACCUGAUAAAGAAGCGCAUGGGGAUGAAGAGGACGACGACGAAGAGGAUGGUGGCGAUCUGGAGAAGUACAAUCUGCUGAAUGAUGAUAGCACAAAUACCUUCACCAGCAAACCCGUACUCCCUCCCGUGGUUCUUCCUCCUCCUGCCGUUCUUCUUUCGGACGACGACGACGUUCAGCUAGUGGCCACAUCCUCCUCGCGAUCCUCUGUUUCGCGCCACCGAAAAACCCACCGCCGGAGUCGCAGCCGAGAUGGUAGGAGUAGUCCCAGUAGCGCUUCCAGUCGAGAAUCCUCCCACCAAAGGCGGCAAAACAGAAGCAAUUUUUCCAAGGGCUCAACGUCUAUUCCGACCAGAAAAACUCAGCAGCAGAUUACGCAGCGAAGAAAGAGCCCUAGAAAAAGGAGACGGAGCAAGAGUAGAAGCCGCUCUAGAAGUAUCCGGCGGAGUAGAAGCAGAAGCAUAUCACGGACCAAGCGGCGAAGCCGUUCGCGGAGUUUCUCCAGCAGUCGAGAUGCGGGACAGCGACGGCAGCAGCCACGACGACACACUCCCAACAAGAGGACACACAAGCGACAUAAGCGACGCAGGCGAAGUAGCUCCCACUGAUAAUACCCCUGCUCACGUCGUCCACACCCACAUUUCAAAGUUUUUUGUAGUUAACAAAGUGUAUCAAAUAAACCACCAACAUAUUUUUAUAAA
Drosophila eugracilis is the source of this 3193-nucleotide messenger RNA. It is a transcript of the gene su(w[a]), whose product is annotated as protein suppressor of white apricot. The record is from RefSeq and is a predicted model, not a curated record. The transcript is spliced from 8 exons. NCBI's taxonomy places the organism in Eukaryota, Metazoa, Arthropoda, Insecta, Diptera, Drosophilidae. The coding region runs from base 212 to 3100 and encodes 962 amino acids. Gene Ontology annotation, biological process: RNA processing; mRNA 5'-splice site recognition. Gene Ontology annotation, molecular function: RNA binding.